AUGGCUCCAGUGGAUAUUACAGUCUAUUGGCCAAAGAGUUUGGGCGAGAUCCCAGUAACACUUUCCACCAUCUACCACCAACUCAAGCUACAAAUAUUAGUUCAAUACUACUCAAGCAAUGAUAAUGUUUGGGGUAGCAUUUAUUUGGCUAGGGACUUAUUGUUCGUCCUUUUCGUUUACCAUGCCGUUGUGAAUGUGUUGGGAGCAGUUUGGGCUUACGGAAUCACCGGAAUAAUUAAGAAGUUGUUCGUUUCUGUCUACUCAACCAUCGUACAGAAGAUUAUGUCUUUGCCAUUCGUGAAAAGCAAAAUCGAUAAGCAAUUGAGCGAAACAAUUAAGCAAAUUGAAGACCAGGUGAUCCAAAACGACGACAGUUUAUUGCAGUUUAAGGAAUUACCAAGCAAUGGGUUAUCAAGUGAAGUUGUGAGCACCGAGGUUGUAAAGCUGCAAGACUUGAAGCAUACUGAUUGGGUGAAUGGUAGAGUCAGUGGUGCCGUGUAUCACGGUGGGGAUGAUUUGUUGAACUUGCAGCUGGAAGCGUACCGCCAAUAUAGUGUAGCCAAUCAAUUACACCCGGAUGUUUUCCCAGGUCUUCGAAAAAUGGAAGCAGAAGUAGUUGCUAUGGUCUUGGACAUUUUCAAUGCGCCAGAGGGUGCAUGUGGGUGUACCGCUUCCGGAGGUACCGAAUCCUUACUAUUGACUGGAUUGGCUGCUCGUGAAUAUGGAAGAAAAUACAAGGGCAUAACUGCUCCUGAAGUUAUUGCACCAAUAACCAUUCACGCCGGUAUUGAAAAAGCUUGUUUUUAUUUCGGAAUGAAACUCCACAAGGUGGACUUGGAUCCCAAAACAUACAAAGUUGAUGUUGGCAAAGUCAAACGGUUGAUUAACAAGAAUACAGUGCUCAUUUGUGGUUCUGCUCCAAACUAUCCUCAUGGUAUCAUUGAUGAUAUUGAAGCGUUAUCGAAAUUGGCCGUGAAACACGAUAUUCCUUUACACGUCGAUGCAUGUCUUGGUUCCUUCAUUGUGUCAUUUUUGGAGUCUUCUAAAGUGCAUGCACCAGAGAAACUACCAUUGUUUGAUUUCCGAGUACCAGGAGUCACCUCGAUCUCUUGUGACACUCACAAGUAUGGUUUCGCUCCUAAAGGGUCAUCCAUUAUCAUGUACAGAUCUCCCAAGAUGCGUGAAUGUCAGUACUACAUUUCAAGUGACUGGACUGGUGGUAUGUAUGGAUCUCCUACAUUAGCUGGUUCAAGGCCAGGUGCUUUGAUGGUUGGUUGCUGGGCUACUUUGGUGCAUAUCGGUAAAGAUGGUUACAGGAAGAAUUGCUUUGAGAUUGUGAAUGCAACUAUCAAGCUCAAGAACGCCAUUGAGACCCACCCAGUUUUGUCGAAGUACUUGGAAGUCAUUGGUGAUCCUUUAUGUUCUGUUAUCGCUUUCAAGGUGAAGUCAAGUCAAUCCGAUAACUUGUCAAUUUACGAAUUGGGUGACUUGUUAGGCAAACAAGGAUGGCACUUUGCUACUUUGCAACACCCAGCUGCUUUGCAUUUUGCCCUUACUAGAUUAACAGUGCCAGUGAUUGAUGAAUUGAUCAGAGAUCUUAUAUCCAGUACUGAAGAGGCUGUUGAGUAUGUGAAAAAGAAUGGCAAACCACAAGGAGAUACCGCAGCAAUGUAUGGUGUUGCAGGAAGUAUUCACACUUCCGGGUUAGCUGACAAGUUGAUCACCGCCUUCAUUGAUAGUAUGUAUAAAAUGUAG
Molecule: messenger RNA, 1755 nt
Organism: Lodderomyces theae
Lineage: Eukaryota; Fungi; Ascomycota; Pichiomycetes; Serinales; Debaryomycetaceae
Product: sphinganine-1-phosphate aldolase
Exons: 1
Coding region: 1-1755 (584 amino acids)
Biological process (GO): carboxylic acid metabolic process; sphingolipid catabolic process
Cellular component (GO): endoplasmic reticulum
Molecular function (GO): pyridoxal phosphate binding; sphinganine-1-phosphate aldolase activity
Source: RefSeq, a predicted model, not a curated record